GGUCUUUUAUUAGAGUGGUGGUGUGUGUGCAUAUGUUUAUGUUGUUCCACUUUUUUGCAUGUUUGUCUUCUCAUCAUUCAUGCCAUUCAGAGGAGAGUUCUGCAUUGCUUCACUUCAUCAACACUGAACUCAGUUUUGACACCGACUUUUCUUAUGAGGAUGACUGCCCCCAGCUUUUUCCAAAGACGAGUACGUGGAGAAAUGGGACAGAUUGCUGUUCAUGGAUGGGCAUCACGUGCCAUUCUGUGUCUGGUCACGUGAUUGGCCUUGAUCUUAGUUGUAGUAUACUUAAAGGUAAUAUCCAUCCUAACAGCACUCUUUUCCAGCUUACUCAUCUCCAAACACUCAACCUUGCUUCAAAUAAUAUCUCUGGACCUGAAUUGCCAUCUCAAUUUGGUAGAUUUGUGAGUCUCACACACCUCAACUUAUCUGAUUGUGAUUUCAAAGGUGAAAUUCCUGCUCAAAUCUCACACCUUUCCAAAUUACAAUCACUUGAUCUCUCUUGGAAUGAUGGUUUGAUAUGGAAAGAAAUCACUUGGAAGAGAAUGUUGCAAAAUGCAACUGGUUUAAGAGAGAUUAUAUUGGAUGGUGCUAACAUGUCUUCCAUCACUACAACUUUCUCCAAUUGGUCUUUCUCUUUGGUUACUCUUAGUCUUGUUGAUACUGGAAUAAGGGGACAUUUGACAAGUCACAUUCUCUGUUUACCCAAUCUUUAUGAGCUUUAUCUGUCUGAAAAUCAAAACAUUCAAGUCCAUGUUCCAAAGUUAAAUUGCAGUACUUCUCUUAAUUUUUUGGAUCUUUCAUGGUGUCAAAUCCCAAGAUCACAAAUUCCUCCUUCCUUUUCUAACCUCACACAUCUCACUUACUUGGACCUUUCAUACAAUACAUUUACUGGCCCAAUCACAUCAUUGUUCUCAAACCUUCAACAUCUCACUCACUUGGACCUUUCACACAAUAAAUUCAGUGGCUCAAUCCCAUCAUUUCUCUCAAACCUUCAACAUCUCACUCACUUGGACCUUUCAUACAAUAGAUUUAAUGGUCAGUUUCCAAAAGUAAUUGGUCAAUUGACCAAAUUACAAACACUCAUUCUUGCAGGUAACAAUUUAGGAGGAAAGUUAUUGCUAUCUUCAUUAGCUAACUUAACUCAAAUUUCUCAAUUGGAUUGUUCUCAUAAUAAGUUUCAGGGGCCUCUACCUAACAAAAUAACAGGUUUUUCAAAUUUGACUAAACUGUUAUUAAAUGAUAACUUGUUGAGUGAGACAAUUCCAUCUUGGAUUUUCUCUUUACCAUUUUUGACCGCCUUAGAUCUAUCAAAUAAUCAGUUCACUGGACACAUGAGUGCAAUCUCAUCCCAUUCCUUGCAGGCUCUAAGCUUAUGUGGGAAUAAGUUAGAAGGAAAUGUUCCAAAAUCAUUGUUUAACCUUGUGAAUCUCAAUGUCUUGUGUUUGUCAGGCAAUUGGAGUGGUCCUCUCGACUUUUCAGUUUUUUCUAAGUUUCGAAACCUUGGAUCUCUUUCUCUUUCAGGUUUCAAUUCAUUUUUACCAUGUUCUGAAACCAAUGCUGGUCACCAGUUCACCUACUUGUUGGAAUUGAAAUUGUUUCAGGUUGAUUUAACUAAUUUUUCCAAAAUCUCGUGCGAAUUUCCAGUGUUACAAACUCUCGAAUUAUCAGAAAAUAAACUUGAAGGAAAAGUUUCCCAAUGGAUACAUGAUAUGCAUUCAUUAAAGAUUUUGAAACUUUCACAUAACCAAUUGUCAUCAGUAGGCCAAUUCCCAUGGUAUCAACUUGUAUACCUUGAUCUUAGUUUCAACUUGUUGAGUGAUGACAGUAUUUCCUUCAUUUGUAAUGCAACUUCUGUCGAGAUUCUCAACUUGUCGCACAAUAAGUUCAGAGGCACCAUUCCACGAUGCCUUGCCAAUUCAUCAUACCUUGAGGUUUUGGAUUUGCAAAUGAAUAAACUUCAUGGCACUCUGCCGAGUACAUUUCCAGGGAAUCUCAUUUCAUUGAAUCUCAAUGGGAACCAAUUGGAAGGUCAUUUGCCUAGAUCUUUGUCCAACUGCAAAGAUUUGAUGGAUUUGAAUCUUGGCAACAAUCAAAUAGAGGAUACAUUUCCAACUUGGCUUCAAAGGUUACAGAAUUUGAAGAUUUUAGUUUUACAAUCCAAUAAGUUGUAUGGACCCCUUGUCAGCUUGAAAACCAAAGAUGCCUUUUCUCAUCUACUUGUUUUUGAUAUCUCAUCCAAUAACUUUAGUGGCCAAUUACCAAAAGCCUACAUAAAAAGUUUCCAAGCCAUGAAGGGUGUUUUUGGAGCAGAAGUGCAAAGCAGUUUUGAUUAUUUCAAAACUUUUAGUUAUAACAGCGUUUCUACCAUAAACAUUCGAAAAGACUACGAGGAUUCGUUGUCUGAAACAAUUAAAGGGGUUAGAUUAGAUUUUGAGAAAAUUCCAACCAUUCUUGCCAUCAUUGAUUUCUCAGGAAACAAAUUUGAAGGAGAGAUUCCAGAUGUUUUUGGAGAGUUUCAUAUACUCAAAGGCCUCAACCUUUCACAUAACAGACUUGUUGGUCAUAUUCCCCACUCUUUGGGAAAUUUGACAAACCUGGAAUCAUUGGAUCUCUCCUCAAAUAUGCUUACUGGGAAUAUUCCUACUGAAUUGACAAAUCUCAACUUUCUUGAAGUCUUGAAUCUUUCCCAAAAUCAAUUGGUGGGACCGAUACCUCGAGGAAAACAGUUUGAUUCAUUUUCAAAGGAUUCCUAUGAGGGAAACAUGGGGCUAUGUGGAUGGCCAUUGUCAAUUCAAUGCAAUGACAAUGUCCCUUUGCAACAAUAUCCACCUUCUGAGGCUGAAGACAAAUUUGGGUUUGGUUGGAAACCAGUGGCAAUAGGAUAUGCAUUUGGAAUGAUGCUUGGAAUAGGGUUGGGAUAUUGUGUUUUCUCAAUUGGAAAGCCUCAAUGGCUUGUGAUCAUGUUUGGAGGCAAAAGAAUCAAAAGGAGGAGCCGUGGAAACCGCCGUGCAAGAACCACUCUGUUUCAGCUUUUUGUUGUAAUGUAAAUGUGCAAUAAUAAUUGUGUCAUGUGGUGUUGUGUGUUUU
This is a messenger RNA of Arachis duranensis, 3090 nucleotides long. RefSeq names its product receptor-like protein 7. The record is from RefSeq and is a predicted model, not a curated record. Bases 33 to 3050 code for a protein of 1005 amino acids. Lineage: Eukaryota; Viridiplantae; Streptophyta; Magnoliopsida; Fabales; Fabaceae. Gene Ontology annotation, molecular function: protein binding. The transcript has a single exon.